Molecule: messenger RNA, 2248 nt
Organism: Zeugodacus cucurbitae (melon fly)
Lineage: Eukaryota; Metazoa; Arthropoda; Insecta; Diptera; Tephritidae
Product: RYamide receptor
Exons: 8
Coding region: 390-1874 (494 amino acids)
Biological process (GO): G protein-coupled receptor signaling pathway
Cellular component (GO): membrane
Molecular function (GO): neuropeptide Y receptor activity
Source: RefSeq, a predicted model, not a curated record
GCAGAUAUAUUAGUCGUUAAGGCGCUUUCACGUUGAGUGGGUUUCAAGUGAAACUUCUGGUGCAAAUUACAGAGCUCUCAAACAAAAAAUAUCACCAGAAAAAAACUCUAAAACUUAAAAAAAAUAUCACUAAAACGAAAACGGUGCAAGGGUGGUGCAUAAAGACGAAAACAAAGAGUAGCAUUUCAACGUAUGACAUGGCGUAUGAGUGACUUUAUGACUCGUAAAAAAAAAAAAUGCAUUUGCGGCAAGGCUUAUUAUACUGAUACGCGAAAUAAUUUUAAUGUCAAACAUUAUCACUGCUGCAGUAUAAAAUUGCAAAUGUAUAUAUCUACGAGUGAGUACAUAUAAAAACAAGGCAAUAUAAUAUUGUUUAUGCUGUACUCAGCAUGGAUGAGUUUCCAGUUGUUCAAGUGCCAGUCGACGAAGUGCUGGAGGAAGCAGAAUUUGAGCGACUUUAUUCGGCACCCACUGAAAUCAUAGUAUUACUGUCCAUCUUCUAUGGCACUAUAAGUAUAUUGGCAGUUAUCGGCAACUCGUUGGUUAUUUGGGUGGUGGUGACAACACGUCAGAUGCGCACAGUUACAAAUAUGUAUAUCGCCAAUUUGGCAUUUGCGGAUGUCGUCAUCGGUUUAUUUUGCAUACCAUUUCAGUUCCAAGCCGCUUUGUUGCAACGCUGGAAUCUACCGUGGUUUAUGUGUGGCUUUUGUCCUUUCAUGCAGACAUUAACUGUUAAUGUGUCAGUUUUCACACUCACUGCAAUCGCAAUCGAUAGGCAUCGUGCCAUUAUAAAUCCACUCAGGGCGCGACCUACAAAAUGGGUGUCCAAAUUAAUACUCAUCGGCAUUUGGCUGGCGGCAUUUCUAUUUGCAACACCCUGUGCCAUCGCAUUCCGUGUUGAAUUGGAGCAUGAGCGAUACAGAGAGAACGGCAUUAUAUACAAUGUGACCCGACCAUUUUGCAUGAAUAAAAACCUUUCCGAGGAACAAUUACAAACAUACCGUUACACUUUGGUGUUUAUGCAGUACUUUGUACCGUUUUGCGUCAUCAGUUUUGUGUACAUUAAAAUGGCGGUGAAAUUGUGGGGCACACGAGCACCCGGUAAUGCCCAAGACACGCGCGACAUAACACUUCUGCGGAAUAAAAAGAAAGUCAUAAAAAUGCUUAUUAUCGUUGUUGUCGUAUUCGGUCUGUGCUGGUUGCCGCUGCAAUUGUAUAAUAUCUUGUAUGUGACAUUCCCCGAAAUUAAUGAAUACCAUUUCAUAAGUAUUAUUUGGUUUUGCUGCGAUUGGCUGGCGAUGAGCAACAGCUGCUACAAUCCAUUCAUCUAUGGCAUUUACAAUGAAAAAUUCAAGCGCGAAUUCAAUAAACGCUUUGCCACAUGCUUCUGCAAGACACACAAACUGCUCGACGCGCCGGAGCGCACGCUGUCCAUGCACACACGCGUCAGCUCGAUACGUUCCAGCAGCAUACCCAACUCGUCUAUGCGUGUGCGCAACAAUUUAUGUGGCGGCGGCGGUGGCGUUAACGGCGGAAACGCAGUGGCAACAAAAACUCAACAAACAAUAACAACAACAAAUAAUAAUGUGGCUUACAAAAGUGCCAUUGCAAGCGAAAUUGGACGUGUGAACAAUGAUAAUGCUGUGUCAUUAGAUUUAACUAACAUCGAUGCACAAAACCCGAGUACUAUUGAAAGUAAUAACAGCAACAAGAACAGCGAUAUUACAAAUCCAUACAGCAACAAUGUCAAUAGCAUGCAAUUGCAACAAGUUGAAGUUAUCAACGACGAGCCGCACGCAUAUGUGAGUGAAUACGAUGCAUUGAUAGAGCUUAAGACGCUGACACAUAACGGAAAUAAUGCGAGUGCGACAUAAGUGGUCGAAGUGGUCUCCAGCGCUAAGUGACAAGCAUUAUGUGCAUCUGUGUGGGCGUGCGUACUUUGUAUGAUCGGAUAUGUAGAGCGGCAAAUCCUCGCGUGCUUUAGCUAAGCUUUUAAUCUGCAACAGUGUGGGAAUUAUGCAUUUCGGCCAGCAUUUAAGUAUUAUUACUGCGUUUAUUGAUAGUUUUAAAAUAAAUUUAUAUUAUUUUUAAGUAAUUUAGUGAGUAAAGCUGUAGCUAGUAAUUCAUUUAGAAGCGCAUAUUGAUACACAAGUGAUUUGUUUUUCAUGCUACAGACGGCAGCUUUUUAAAUAUUAAUAUUAUUAAUAGCACUGUGAUCAAAAUAAAGUUUUUGUAUACAAUCAUAAAU